AUGCUGCAUUUACACCUUGCGUUGUCUCUUCGUUCGUAUUAUCCUGCCUCCUCGUUUUUGCAGAUCCUGGCGGAUUGGUACCUGAGACAGGGGAAGGUGAUCGUGCUUGGCGACAAGUAUUAUUCGGCUCAAUAUAUGAACGACCACCCAAUCAAGGGCAUUGGCAACGCUGGCGCACAGGCGGUCGCAAAGAUGCUCCGCGAAAACCGCAGCGUUCAAGAGAUUUAUCUCCACGACAAGAGGAUUGGGGAGAUCGGCGGCCAGGCUCUCCUUGAAGCCCUGCGACACAACAGCCGUGUGCUUGUCAUGAACUUGAACGAAAAUCCCGCCAUCAGCGAUGAGGUCAAAAAGGGGAUCCAGGGGCUCUUGGAAGCGAACAAGGAGGCAGUCCGGCGGCAAAAGGAGGCAUUCUUUGCAACUUUGAAGGAGCUGCAGCGGCUGAGUGAGGCUAAACCGGGUAUGGGUAAGUCCAUCUUGGAUCGGCUGGAAGGCUGGACUGUAAACACAACAUGCAGCUGA
Durusdinium trenchii is the source of this 519-nucleotide messenger RNA. NCBI's taxonomy places the organism in Eukaryota, Dinophyceae, Suessiales, Symbiodiniaceae. The record is from the annotation of a GenBank genome assembly.